Molecule: messenger RNA, 3048 nt
Organism: Notothenia coriiceps (black rockcod)
Lineage: Eukaryota; Metazoa; Chordata; Actinopteri; Perciformes; Nototheniidae
Gene: tpra1
Product: transmembrane protein, adipocyte asscociated 1
Exons: 11
Coding region: 189-1358 (389 amino acids)
Biological process (GO): G protein-coupled receptor signaling pathway
Cellular component (GO): plasma membrane
Molecular function (GO): G protein-coupled receptor activity
Source: RefSeq, a predicted model, not a curated record
AGCUGACCUCACUGAAAAAAAAUUGUUAACGAAACUAUCCAGUACAGCCAUGUCCCGUAUCUGUGAUCAAUUUAUGGAUCGAUUGCAGUGCGUAUGACAGCGUGUAAGGCAUACGCUGAAGUCAUAUUUUGAAAACAUUUUUACACCAGUUCUCCUGACGACGAGUCUACUGAAUCGGGUAAGCCACCAUGCUAGCCACAGUGACUGCUGUGGUUAGGUUUGCUCAAUACAAUGGCAGUAUUUCACCUACACCAUUGGAAAACACAUCUGCAUUCCCAACUUGGCAACCUGAUUCUGAAGCCAACAUCUCCAAGCCUCACACAUGUCUACAAAUUCUGUAUGAGGACGUUGGAGACUCCAGGGUGCGGUUCUGGGACAUCUUACUGCUGGUGCCUAAUGUGGCCUUCUUUGUGUUCCUGAUGUGGAAGCUGCCCUCAGCCAGGGCAAAAAUUCGACUCACCUCCAGCCCUAUCUUCGUCACCUUUUACUUGCUGGUGUUUGUUGUAGCAGCGGUUGGAAUCACCCGUGCCGUAGUGUCCAUGACUGUCAGUGCAUCCAGUGCUGCCACCAUCAUAGACAAAGUGCUGUGGGAAAUCACACGUUUCUUCCUGCUGGCUAUUGAGCUCAGUGUUGUCAUCUUGGGACUUGCUUUUGGUCACCUGGAGAGCAAGUCUAGUAUAAAGCGAGUGCUGGCGAUAACGGCUGUGCUUGCUUUAGGCUACUCCAUCACACAGGGCACACUUGAGAUCCUGUAUCCAGACAGUCACCUCUCUGCUGAGGACUUCAACAUCUACGGUCACGGAGGACGCCACUUCUGGUUGGUCAGCUCCUGCUUCUUCUUCCUGGUGUACUCUUUGAUUGUGAUCUUGCCUAAAACUCCAGUGAGGGAUAGGAUAUCUCUUCCAUCUAAGAGAAGCUUCUAUGUGUACGCUGCCAUCCUUUCUCUAUUGAACCUCGUCCAGGGCCUGGGCAGUGCUCUGCUGUGUGCUGGAAUCAUAGAGGGACUCUGCUGUGUGGAUGUCACCACCUUCCUGUACUUCUCCGCCUUUGCGCCGCUCAUUUAUGUCACAUUCCUCAAAGGCUUCUUCGGGUCAGAGCCAAAGAUCCUGUUCUCCUACAAGUCACAGAUGGAUGAGCCAGAUGAGAGUGACGUCCACCUUCCUCCCACCGUCGCUACCACUGGGCGAAAGGAGAUGACUGACCAGGGCCUGUUCUACUCCUCCACCCAAAUCGAUGGCUCCGGUCCCGGCAGCUCUCGUAUGGUUGGAGCGUACCUGGAUGAUGUCGCCUCCGGGCCUUAUGGGUCCAGCAGCAUUAACAGCAUUGAAGCUGACCGCUGGAGACCUAUCAACGUGUGAAUAAACGAAGGGGAGUGUUGUGGUUUAAACAGCUGGACCUUAAUAUUGUGUAUGUAGUGUGUAAUGCAACAUGGCCAAAAAAAAAGCUGAACAAAGAAGUUGGAUCACAAGAACAAGUUAUCUUGGCCUUGCUUUGACGCCAGCUAAGUUAACAAGUGGACACUUAAGGAGAAACCUUUGCUAGCCAAUUAUCUGGAAGACUGUGAAUUAAGCAACUGCUUUUGUAACAUUGUUGCCAGAGUGCACUACUGCUGUAGCUCCACACUAGGAGCACUUUCCCUGAUUGUGUCCCGGACAGACUCUGUUUUGAUUCUGCUUGAUGUGCUUUUAAAUGUGGUAGGUUAUUGACUCGAAUCAGCGCAUUUACUGUCAUUCCUGCAUCCUGCAACAACAGCUAAAGGCUUAAUAAUUAACUCAUUGUAAAUUCCUUCCCUUAAAAUCUAAGAGUAUCUCUUCGUUAUUGGCUGCCAUGUAUUAGAUUUGUGACCCGAUUUGGAUAAUGAUGUUUUUACUGAAUCACUCUGCCUCUCCACACAGGUAAAAAUAACUUGUGGUACUUCAUUUAGUUAAGUGUACUUUGUCUUCUGAGAUAGGCGCUGUCCCUUCUGUGAACAAGUGAAAUGUGUUAAUGGAUGUGUGUCUCUGCAAUAUGAUAAGAAAACCAGUCGCUCCUAAAUACAGGAUAUUCAUUUACACUAAAGACCACAGAUCGCCUGUAACUCUGCCAGGAUUGGCUCUGACACAAGAGCAAAUUGUCUUAGCUAUAAACUCUCUAGCUGUCAUUUCAUUCCACUUUUAUUUAUGUUGGGGUUUUAAUUUCUUACAACAAAUGUUUCAUUCCUGCUACUGGUACAUGUUUGAGCAUCAUAGUCAUUAAGAGUGUGUUAUUAGGUGUGUGAUUCAAACAACAAAUGUGCAGAAAUCGUCUUUGAGUAUUCCUAAUUAGACAUGCCCUCAUUCCAUAUCAGCAUGUCUAUUUCCACUCUGCUUGUUGCAAAGGGUCACUGUGUACUAAUGUUUAUUUUUCUGCCAAUAUCUUUUUUUUCUGUCACCGGAAUUCUCACAAAUGUUAUAACAAAUGUUCAAAUUAGACCAAAAAAUUAUACGUGGUUGUCUAUGCAGUGUAUUUAAAAAAAUAUAUAUUAACCCUUAUGUCCCCCUGAACAAGAGAGACUCAGGUGAUGGGUAAAAUCACAUUUCCUUAUUCCUAUCAUGGAAAUAAAAAAUUAUGAUGUAUGUGAGUUUCACUCUGAAAAUGCUAUUUGUUUGGUAUACAUUGAUUACUGUAUUAAGCUAGCAGUAUUCAUAUAGUGGUUAAGUGUAUGCAGAAAAUAUGCAUUUAUUUUUUCAGCAUUUUAAAGCAACAACACAAAGAAGUUGUUUAUUUCAACAAAUUAAAUUAUAUGCCUGACUCUGGAAAUAGUAUAUAUUCAAAUUUAGGGGCCGGUGAAACAUUCUGUAUAGCUUGGAGUUAGGAAAUGGGAAAUUAGAUGUAUUAAUCAUGACAUGAGUUCACAAUUCUUAAGAAAGUCCUCUCUCCUGAUAGAAAAUGUUUUGGAAUUUGAAAUAAUUUUGCAAAUGAUCUGUAAAUUGCCUUUUUAUUUAAGGGCAUUGAUUGUAUGAUAUUUAGCCCAUAUUAUUGCAAUGUAUUGAGCAUUCCGUGACCAACAAAAUAAACCGUGGACUCUUU